UCUCUGUGUGUAUAAAUAUGAGUGAUUGAAGGAGGAGCUGCAGCUCUUCUGCUGCGUCUCUCUCAUUGAACAGAAAAUCUCUCCAACAGCAGCAUGCUGCCACCAAACCUAUUGAUAUUGUCGAUGGUCGUCUUUCUGGCAACAACUGUGUCUACAGCUCCUGUGGAGGAGAAGGAGCAGGAGGAGCUGGAGGUAGAAGCCACAGAGGAGGUGGAGGGGGAGCUGUCCGAGGAGGAGGAGGAUGAUGAUGACUCCAAGAGUCAGGAUAAGAUUGAUGAGGCAGGAGUUGUUGGCGUGCAGCAGACCACCACGGCGGCAGCAGCAGCAUCCGGAGGUUCAGGCAUCUUGUCCAACAUUCAAGAUCUGAGUGCUUCCAGCAGUCAGUCGGCGGGAGGAGGAGCAAAUGAUGGAACAGCAGGAAGUUCUGCAGGUCACGCAGGUGAUUCUUCUUCUGUGGACUCAUCAGCAGCUGGAGGUCCGAGCAGCUCAGCAGCUUCACAACCAGCAGGUUCUUCCGGUUCUCCAGCAGCAGCAGUGGAACUCUCUGGUGUCUCUCAGACUCAACCUGCAGGUUCUGAUGGACUCGACUCAGAAUCCAACGGAAAUGGACAGAAGCUGCUGAAUGGAGGAGGAGGAGGAGGAGGAGGAGGAGGAGCUGACAGUCAGACAGGAACCAUCGACCCAUCCAGUAACGACUUCCUGCUCGGCUUGAUGGAGACCCAACAGUACCACCAUGAGCAAGACCUUGGCGACAAGGGCAAGGAAAAACUGCCUGUUAAAAGGCAGAAACCUAGGACAGAUCCUUCGGCUCUAGGUCACAUGGCUCUGCCCACUCAGCUAGACGCUACAGUUAUCAGUUCAGGGUUGACAGCGGCGCCAUCAGCAGAUCAGAACAGCGGCUCCAGUCUAGACUCACCUGCAGAUCCUGCUCAUCACUUUGACAUCAGCAUUGAUCAAUCAGGACCAGAUCACACCUCUCUGAGCUCAGGACCUGACCAAUCACAGUCAAGCUCUGUCUCAGGCUCCUCCCACUCCGCAGCCCUGGGAGCAGAUGGAGCCGACUCACCUGAUGCACACGGAAACGGUCGACAGACUCUGCUGAUGGACUCAAACGCAGUUACUGAUCGACUCGUUUCCUUCAAUGAUCUUCAGACUCAGAACCUCCAGAUUGAUCUCACAGAUGUUAUGGUGAUGUCAUCAGAUGGAGCAGACUCAGUGACCGGUCUUCACAUCGACCUCACAGCAUCAGGUCUCGGACUCAGCCAUGAUGUCACAGAGUCGUCACCUGUUGUCCUGCACAGCCAAUCUGUAGACGCGUUCACACACACACUACGCCCAGGUGGUUACUCCUUCACAGACCUGGUUACCGUGGCAACAGACUCCACAGGUACAGACACAGUUUCAGCAGAUCCAACAAGAAGUCCACUCGACUCCACUGUGUUUCCUUCAGGUCAUCCAGCUGUGACGGCUCACACACAGACGGCUGGUACAGUCACUGAACAGUACAACCCAUCUGGUCAGGGUCCUGAAGGUGCAGAAAAUGUGGAACUGGAGGAUACCUGCUGACUUCCACAUCAAGCCGCGAGUUCGAUUCCUGCGCUACCGAUUCCAGUGUACUGACCAAUCAGCUUGGCCCAGGAAAUCAGACCCCUCCCACUAGCUGUAGGCCCCGCCCACUGAACAGCAGCAGCUCCGUGGUGUUUAUGAAAUAUUUAAAGUUUGUUUAUAGAUGUUGGUUUUAGAGAAUCAGUGAGUGGAAACCAAUCAGAAUAAAGUUUCAGCUGGAUCGCCACUGACACGCUGUUUUAAGCUGAUGACAUCAUACAGGAUGUGACAUCACCUUCACUGUCAGACUGUAAAAUGUGGUUUUAAACAUCUACAAUAAAUGUUUUUUUUCUAUUUUGAACAUCAAA
Molecule: messenger RNA, 1913 nt
Organism: Dicentrarchus labrax (European seabass)
Lineage: Eukaryota; Metazoa; Chordata; Actinopteri; Moronidae
Exons: 28
Coding region: 94-1566 (490 amino acids)
Source: RefSeq, a predicted model, not a curated record